This is a messenger RNA of Vespa velutina, 1411 nucleotides long. RefSeq names its product proliferating cell nuclear antigen (gene PCNA). Gene Ontology annotation, biological process: translesion synthesis; regulation of DNA replication; mismatch repair. The transcript is spliced from 4 exons. Gene Ontology annotation, molecular function: DNA binding; DNA polymerase processivity factor activity. Gene Ontology annotation, cellular component: PCNA complex. The record is from RefSeq and is a predicted model, not a curated record. Bases 136 to 921 code for a protein of 261 amino acids. Lineage: Eukaryota; Metazoa; Arthropoda; Insecta; Hymenoptera; Vespidae.
GUACUUAACAAUAUUAAAGCGCGGGUAACGUCUAUCGUAUUAGAGCGUCUCCGAGCAUUAUAUCUCUUUCAUUUUUUUCUUAUGUUAUAUCGUUUUUUAAUUGAUUAAAAUAGAAAAUAUUUCAUUUUAAACAAUAUGUUUGAAGCACGUUUAGUACAAAGUGCUAUCUUGAAGAAAGUUUUGGACGCUGUUAAGGAUCUUCUAACCGAAGCAACCUUUGAAUGUUCUGAUUCUGGAAUUCAAGUACAAGCUAUGGACAAUGCUCACGUUUCUUUGGUUUCUCUUAAUCUCAGAAGUGACGGUUUCGAUAAAUACAGAUGCGAUAGAAACUUGUCUAUGGGAAUGAGCAUUGCAACGAUGUCGAAGAUAUUACGAUGUGCUGGUACAGAAGAUACUGUAACGUUAAGAGCUUGGGAUAAUCCAGAGAUCAUUGUCUUUAUAUUCGAAUCACCAAACAAAGAAAAACUUGCAGAAUAUGAGAUGAAACUUAUAAAUAUGGACCAAGAACAUCUUGGUAUUCCUGAAACCAAUUACUCUUGCGUGGUUAAGAUGCCUUCUCAAGAAUUUGCUCGUAUAUGUAGAGAUUUAAGUCAAUUUGGAGAAUCAAUAACAUUUGCAUGUUCCAAAGAAGGUAUAAAAUUUACAGCAUCUGGGGAUCAUGGAACAGCUAAUGUUAAACUCGCACAAACUGCAGAGGCAGAUAAAGAAGAAGAAGCAGUAAUCGUUAACAUGCAAGAGCCGGUCAAGUUAACAUUUUCUUGUCGUUAUUUGAAUUGUUUCAUAAAGGCGAGUCCUCUAUGUGCACAAGUACAACUUUCGAUGUCCAGUGAUGUUCCAUUAGUAUGCGAGUAUAAGAUUGGAGAGAUUGGUCACAUUAGGUAUUACCUGGCACCCAAGAUCGACGAUGACGAUGAUAAUUAGGAAAAAGUGUCUAUUAAAUUUGUACAUGCUGUAAUUAUCACAAUGGUAAUAUUUUCAUACGUUUGAUAUUUGUUUUUCCAAUUCUGACAUGAUACCUAUCGUCAUUGUAUUUAUUUCACUGCAAAAUGUGAUAUUGUUUCGAUAUUUUACUUAAUCCAAAGUUAUUACACAUAUUUUGAUAAUAAAAAAGUGAAGUGUAUCCUAUAAUAUUGAGGUACAAUUAAGGCAAAGUUAAAAAUACUUUGAAGAUAGUAUAUUAUUUAAAUUUUACAUUUAAAAGUCAUUUGGCUUGUCACAGUGUUAGCGCAAUGUUGAAUUGACACUAAAGUUCAUAGUAGAGUGACACAAUCAUGAUUAACAAGAUAAAAUGGUGUCAUUCUUCAGGUUCAUAUCAUUACUGUUUUGUAAACUGUGACCACUUUUGAUAAUGUCGCAUUUUAAUAUGUAAGAAGAACUCAAUAUAUUUCCAAAAUUUUUGAUAAAUUUUGAA